AUGUCAUUGGUGACUCCCUUACAGUUUAGCUGUGUUCAGCCGAGAUUUUACAGAGGAUCAUAUCCGGCAGAAAUUAACCUACCGUUUUUGAGGACCCUUCGACUCAACUAUAUUAUAUCUUUGGUACCUGAACCGAUUACUAAUGACCCUAUUUUAGCUGAGUUCUGUGAAGUGGAGGGUAUUGAGACGGUUUUUAUACAAUGUGCGGAUGACAAGAAGCAGAAGACAAAGACAAAGAAUAAAGACGAACCCAAGGUGAAAAGGAAGAAGAAACCUGUACCUAUAGAGUACGAUGUGGUAAUAGAAUGUAUCAAGUUUUUGAUCGACAAGAACCAUUAUCCUUGUUACAUCCAUUGUUCGAACUCGAACACGGAAGUCACAUCGCUAGUCAUAGCAUGUCUACGAAAGCUCUCUUAUUGGAGCACUGUAUCGAUAUUCAACGAGUACAUGACAUACACGUCUAGCAUAAAUAUACAUGAAAGAAACUUCAUCGAGAACUUCAAUCUGGAGAUAGAUAUUCAAGGUGUGAAACCUUCGGACAAAGUGUCUUGGAUAAUAGUCAGAUCUAAGCACAAUGGGGCCACGGGUUCGAAACAGGAUAAAGGUGCGAAACAUCAGAACGGAAAGAGCGAUGAGAACCUCGAUCUAACACCGCAGCUAUCCGCUUCAAAAGAUCCUUUGCCAACACUUAGGUUCCAUGAUGAUUGA
This is a messenger RNA of Kluyveromyces lactis, 708 nucleotides long. RefSeq names its product protein-tyrosine-phosphatase (gene OCA6). NCBI's taxonomy places the organism in Eukaryota, Fungi, Ascomycota, Saccharomycetes, Saccharomycetales, Saccharomycetaceae. Gene Ontology annotation, molecular function: phosphatase activity. The transcript has a single exon. The record is from RefSeq and is a predicted model, not a curated record. The coding region runs from base 1 to 708 and encodes 235 amino acids. Gene Ontology annotation, biological process: protein dephosphorylation.